GCGCCGGCCUUCGCGCAUGCGCGCCCGCCCGAGCUGACCCUCGCGGCGCAUGCGCGCAGUGGCGGCGGGAGCGGGGCGGCAGCAUGUCGGAGGCGCUGCGGGCUUUCCGGCUGCGCGGGUGCGGCAGCCCGCAGAAGUUCGGCGUGGCGGCCGGGAGCCUGCGCGGGCUGCUGCGGAAGGGCUGCCGGCUGCUGCAGGUGCGGGCCGGGGGCUGCGGCGCGGGGCCGCGGGCUCGCCCGUCCGCCCGUCUCACCCGCCCGGGGGGCAGGUUCCCUUGCCAGGCAGCCGCCUCUGCCUCUACGAGGACGGGACGGAGCUGACCGAGAGCUACUUCCGCGCCCUGCCGCCGCAGACGGAGCUGGUGCUGCUGGGCCCCGGAGAGACCUGGCGGGGCUGUGCCAGCGACAUCGGGCGGUUCCUGGCUGCCUUCUGCGACCAGGGAGACGCCGUGGUGGAGGCUGCUCGGAAGCUGCUCUCGGACGAGCGGGCCCCGCGGAGGCAGAAGCUGCUGGCGGAUCUCAUCCACAACCUGCACGGAAACAUCCCGGCCGAGGACAAGAAGGACGACGAGAAAUGGUUUGAAGGUGUAGAGUCUCGUUUUAAGAACAAGUCAAGCUACAUGCGAUACAGUUGUGAAAGCAGAAUACGAAGCUACAUGAAAGAGGUUAGUAGUUUUAUUUCAAACGUUCAUCCUACGGCAAGAGAUGCAUAUAAAGGGAUAAUCGACCUGAUGUCCGACAAACUGAGAUCUGUGAAAUACAACGGCUGCUACUUUGACAGAAGAGAGGAGGCGGCAGCCCGCCUGUGCACUGCGGAGGGCUGGUUCUCUUGCCAGGGACCUUUCGACAGAGAUGAGUGCCCAUGCAAGCAUUCUAUCAACCCCUACAGUAACAGGGAAAGCAGAAUCCUCUUCAGUACCUGGAAUCUCGAUCACAUAAUAGAGAAGAAACGUGCCGUUGUCCCAGAACUGGCAGAAGCUGUCAAAACACGAGAUGGAAGAGAAGUGAACUGGGAAUACUUCUAUCAGCUGCUGUUUACUGUGGAUAAUUUAAAGCUCGUACAUAUUGCUUGCCAUAAGAAAACCAAUCAUAAUCUCAGCUGCGACAAAGCUAAAAUUUACAGAAAAAGGAAGCAAAACCACAAGAUUUCAUAGUGCUGUCUCUGGAAGUGACUUCUGCUCUUUUCAAAAUCAUGUCACGCGGUAUCAUUCUUAAAUAGCUCUGGUUUCUUACACAAAAACUUAUUCAGGAGUCCCUGGCAAAAGGGACUUGCUAAGUAAUUCAACCACAGUCUCACCACACAGCCAUUCGUAUUGUGCCUAAUUCUGCUCUCCCGCUUUCUCUCUCACUGCACGCCUGCCUUCGAUCACGCUGUGUAAGUGCACUUAAUACAGCCGAGUCAGCGUACGGCAAUGGGGCCAGAGGCCGAUGCCGGCCCCACGAUCUCUUGCCACGACAAACAUAGGCCCACAGCUCAGAAGUGAAACUUGGGCAAAACCUUUCUUAAAAACUGACCUGAGAAGACCUGUGGAUUCCCUUUUCUCUGACUGUUAAGCCAAACAAAGGAUACCUGAGAAGAAUGAGUUUGCUCUGUGCCUUUUCCAGGCAGACAACUGCGGUAUUUCAGGUACGCCAAAGGGCAAGCAGUGAGAGAGCUGCCAGCUCUUCAUACCAAAAGACCUGAACUCAUCCACGGCUGCUCUGUUUGCUGAGGUUUUAGACGUGUGUCUCCUAGAAGGAAGAGCAAGGCUGUGGCAAAUCUUUGCUCUUCCCACCUCUGUUCUUUGUCAUCUUUGCCAGAGAUUUCCCUCCCCUUUCAAACAAUUUCUGCCUUUCCAGCUUGUGUUUGCUUCAGGCAAGACAAGCAACGUUACUGUAUGAUAAUCAUGUUUACCUGCUGCUUUAGAGAUUAUUGCUUUUGUAGAACACUUCCUACCUCAGGUAACAAAUACAAAUAAGAUCAAUUCUUACUUGAUUUUUUUUAAGUAUCAGCUGAUAGCAACUGAACUUUCAGGGACUGUCAGUGUAAACAAUGUGAAUUUUUUCUAAAUAAAAAACCUACCACCA
Molecule: messenger RNA, 2066 nt
Organism: Grus americana (Whooping crane)
Lineage: Eukaryota; Metazoa; Chordata; Aves; Gruiformes; Gruidae
Gene: DFFB
Product: DNA fragmentation factor subunit beta
Exons: 6
Coding region: 50-1153 (367 amino acids)
Biological process (GO): apoptotic DNA fragmentation; apoptotic process
Cellular component (GO): cytoplasm; nucleus
Molecular function (GO): DNA endonuclease activity
Source: RefSeq, a predicted model, not a curated record